Molecule: messenger RNA, 2059 nt
Organism: Ctenopharyngodon idella (grass carp)
Lineage: Eukaryota; Metazoa; Chordata; Actinopteri; Cypriniformes; Xenocyprididae
Gene: tor1
Product: torsin family 1
Exons: 5
Coding region: 190-1191 (333 amino acids)
Biological process (GO): nuclear membrane organization; protein localization to nucleus
Cellular component (GO): nuclear envelope; endoplasmic reticulum; endoplasmic reticulum lumen
Molecular function (GO): ATP binding; kinesin binding; ATP hydrolysis activity
Source: RefSeq, a predicted model, not a curated record
GCCUAGCAUUUCAUUCGGAGUACAAUGACGCCACAGUGUGGAACUCCUCGCAGCGCGUGCUUGGUCUCAGCGGACUCUUUUGACUCUCGACACGGAAGUCGCUCAUUAUUAUUUACUAAACCGCAUUAGGACGAUAUCGAUCUGCUGUUGAUUUAGAUCAACAGUUCCUCUCCAGUGUCACACUGCAGAAUGCGGUUGACAUGUUGGCUGGUGUUCGCUGGCUGUCUCUCGAUCACGGCGGCGAUAGAGCCGAUCAGCACCAGCAUCGCUGUCGGGAUGGCCGCGGCUCUCACCGGGUUUCUGGCCAGUUAUCAGAACGUGCUCUAUUACUUUCACGAGUGCUGCAGACCGGAGUGGAUCUCAUACAACAAAACAGGACUGAAGUAUGACCUUGACACCAAGCUGUACGGGCAGCACGUUGCUGCUCAGGUCAUCCUGAAAGCCGUCACAGGCUUCAUGAACAAUGAAAACCCAAAGAAACCGCUGGUUCUGUCCCUCCACGGCUGGACCGGGACUGGGAAGAACUUCGUGAGCCAGCUCAUAGCCGAAAAUAUAUACGCGAAAGGAAUGUCAAGCAGUUUUGUUCAUCUGUUUACAGCAACGGCACACUUUCCUCACGAGAUUCACAUUGACACAUACAAGUCCCAGUUACAGGAGUGGGUGAAGGGGAAUGUUUCCAUCUGCGCACGUUCCAUGUUCAUCUUUGAUGAAAUGGAUAAAAUGCAUCCAGGGCUGAUCGAUAGUAUAAAACCUUACCUGGACUUCUAUGACAAUCUGAACGGAGUGUCGUACAGACAGGCCAUCUUCAUUUUCCUCAGUAAUGCCGGUGGUGAGAACAUCGUUCAGGUGGCUCUGGAUUUCUGGAAGGACGGCAGAGAACGAGAGGAGAUCCAGCUGAAGGAUCUAGAGACGGCACUGUCACUGUCCGUCUUCAACAACAAAAACAGUGGUUUCUGGCACACUAGUUUAAUUGAUAAGAACCUGGUGGAUUUCUUCGUGCCGUUCCUUCCUCUGGAGUACAAGCACAUCAUUCAAUGCGGUUUGGCCGAGAUGGUCACCAAGGGUCACGCCCCGGAUAAAGAAGUGGUUGAAGCGAUGGCCCACGACCUGAACUACUUCCCUAAAGAGGAGCGCGUCUUCUCCAUGCAGGGCUGCAAGGUCAUCCCCAGCAGGCUGGACUUCUAUGUUUGAACGAGAGGGAACAAAGAAAGACUCAAAAACAGCAAACUGGUUAUCGCUUGUGUGCUUUUUUCACAGAAAUCCCUUCUGUUCUUCUGCAGUAGAAAGAACUGGAGCAGAAUUGCUCCUCAGACAUUACUGCAUUACAUGAUCUCUCUAAAGAGGGAUGUUUUUUAUUCAGUCACAAGUGUUUAAUACGCUAAUGGACUGUUUUAUUGUUGUCAGAUCAGCUGCUUUAAGUCCUUGUUUUCAAGGGCGUUUCUGUUGAAAUGAAGUAGCAGAGGAACUUUUUUAAAUGACUUUGCACAUUGUGGAGCUACAAAAAAAGAAAACACUGGCUGUCGGCGAUUUUAUGUGUUGAUCUGUAUUAAUUGUUAUCAUGAGAGAAAAAAAUUGCCUUUAUCUUGAAAUAUCACACACGUUUAUUAAUGCCAUUUUAUAAUAAAAACAAUGAGUUGGAACGUUUGGGAUGAAGACGAUCGUUAGCUAGAAGAUAUUUGUAGCUUAACCCAAAUCUCAUUUUUGCCUUUGAAACGUAAUGGUCAUUUGCUUUUCCAAUUUGUCAUUGUCAGGAUUCAGAUUUGUGUUGUCGAUUUUAACUUGCAAUGUCACAAAGUCUCUAAUGCCACUGGUUCUGAUUGAAGGUUUUGUUGAGUAAAUCACAGUGCCUGGUUAUCUUACAAGAAUACAGUUUUUUUUUGUUUUUUUUUUAAUCUAUUAUAGGCACUCAUCAUUAUUAGAUUUUUCUGGUUUAAACAUAAUUUCACAUUUGAAACGUUUAUGAAACUUGUUUUUGAGAUGCACCAAGAUAAAAUGGGAAAAAUACUUGAAAGAUUCAAUCUACACAUUGAUUUUGAUAAAGCUUUAUGACCUGAACGUA